Umbelopsis ramanniana AG is the source of this 1069-nucleotide messenger RNA. RefSeq lists its product as uncharacterized. The transcript is spliced from 2 exons. Bases 63 to 893 code for a protein of 276 amino acids. The record is from RefSeq and is a predicted model, not a curated record. Lineage: Eukaryota; Fungi; Mucoromycota; Umbelopsidomycetes; Umbelopsidales; Umbelopsidaceae.
GACAGAAACCCACUUUCACAUACGUAUCCGAAUUCUUGUUCAAGCUACUGAACCGCAACGAUAUGCCCAACGACAAUCAUAAUCAACCUGACAAUGAGCUCGACAUGUUCGAAGCUUUUGCAGCACAAAUUUUUGGAGGAACUUUCAACGUCAUUCAAGAUGUCUUGAGCGGUGGAUCUGGACACAUUGUAAUAAACGACAGUCAAACAACUGCCGGUCCUCCUACAUGGGACGAUGGCAGUGAUUUUCGAAAACUUGCCAAGACAAAGCGUAGAAACGACCAACCUGUACUUGAAGAAGAUAAGGGAAAUGAGGAGCUUCGAGAAGAUGUGAGCCCGAGGUCUUGGCGCUCACCUAUCACUGAGCAGGAGCAGCCUUCACAGUCCGUCAUAUCCACCAAUGCUCGCCCUACAUCGCUAUUGGAUCUCCUUUUCAGAACUCAUACAGCCUUCCAAAGUCAAGGUGACUCGGCUAUCCUUGGUAACGGGGAUACGGAAGGAUCGAGUUGGAAUUUUUCUUCAUCCUCUUCAAGAACAAUUUCGCUCCCAGAUGGCUCUCAGGAAACGGUUAUCAAAAAGUCAGUCAAUGGAGUCACGGAGACAAUCAGAAAGGUCCAACAUCCUGACGGUACCACGGUAGAGACCAUUGAGCCAAGCGUCAAGGGCCUAGACUGGAAAGCACCUUUACAGUCAAUUGAACAAAAGGUGAACAGGGCUUGGGAAGAUUCGCAGCCUGAGAUCCACCAGUCCAUGGCAGAAUUGGAUAAAGCGGCAUCAUCUUUGUCCAAAGCAUACACUGGUAUUCGGGAAGGCAUUGCCAAUCGAUUUUGGAACGCGUUCAUAGGAGAAAAUCCAAAGGAAACAAAAGACAUUUUUUCAUCAGAUCAAAAGUAACUUUUCGUCCAUCUGAUAUUCAUUUUGUGAUAUUUCAAUAUGACAAGCAGACAUUGUACCAUAUUUUUUCAAACAAAAACAUAAUACACUCCUAGCAAACCCUUUUUCGCAGCCAGCAUCACAAUCAAUUAUCUCUCUCUCGCCUAUUUUUUAGUUACUUUUAUUACAAAAGGUGG